Molecule: messenger RNA, 2533 nt
Organism: Corticium candelabrum
Lineage: Eukaryota; Metazoa; Porifera; Homoscleromorpha; Homosclerophorida; Plakinidae
Product: protein phosphatase 1 regulatory subunit 21-like
Exons: 25
Coding region: 67-2421 (784 amino acids)
Cellular component (GO): early endosome; membrane
Source: RefSeq, a predicted model, not a curated record
UCUAACACAUUGCUUUGUCGCGAUCGACGUUGCAAUUGUUAUUGGUGCUGUGAGUGAGUUGGCUUGAUGGCUGAUGUUCAUGCUAAAUACCAGAAGUUGGCGCAGGAAUAUUCCAAAUUGAAGGCUCAAGCGCAGGUGCUGAAGAAGGCUGUUAUAGAUGAGCAGAAUAAGAAUGCAGACAAAGAGAGACUCAUUGCAGAGAGAGACAAAGCUGGUGUUGAGCUGCAGGAGGCAGUUCGUGAGAAAGAGAAAACGGUAAGGAAAUGCAUGCAGGAGAUGGACAGUUUGGGUUUCAGAAAUCAACAAUUGUUCAAGAGAGUUUCAGUACUACAGGAGGAGAUGGAUACGUUACAGAAAUCAAAGAAGGGAAAGUCUAAUGUGAAGUCAGACAUCGUCACUGAAGUUCAUACACAAGAACUCCAAGCUAAAAUAUCAGAAAACGAACGACUCCACCAAGAAGUUGAUUCAAUCUCACGAGAUAAAAAUGCAACAAUAAACGAGUUAGAGAGACGACUGAAUGUAUUGGAAACGCAAAGUCAGACGCAUAGCUCUUCAGUCGAGGAUUUGAAUAGGCAGCAUCGUAUGGCAUUAGACAGGCUGCAACAGGAGAAAACAAGGCUGGAGUCUCGUACACACAGCCAAGAGACUGAACUCAAGUCAGCAGUGAAACGAGCAGAUGCAAGUGAGAGCGAGUUGAAAGUGAUGAAGCAAGAACUUUCUGCUCAAAUAGAAACGAUGAGUAAAGUGAUAGCUGACAAACUAUCAUUUAACGACUCGUUAAAAGCUCGAUUGAAUGUCUUGAAUGUGCCACCAUACGAUCGACAACACCAAGCAAAGUCUGAGGAACUAAUCACUCAAGCAGGCCGUCUCAUCAAGGACUAUGUAGCCGCACUCUCCAACGUUCUCUCCUACACUGAGCAACGCUCUCGCAUAUUUGUGUCUGAAGUGACCGGAGGCGCUCACAUCGGGCCUGUGAACGAAGUGUUUUGUAAGAAUCUUCACGAACAUGCCAGAUACCUGAGACCACUGAAUACAUCAUAUGCUGCAUUCAAGGACUCUGUGAGAUCGGACGUGCCGAUUACGUGGGAUGUAAUCAAUGGUUUAGCAGAAUUUGUGGCAGCACAUCAUCGCUAUGCCUGCUACAUGAGCAAACUCCUUCCUUACCAGCUGCUAAGCAUCGAGGAGGAAUGUCGUCAGAGUGUGUGUACAAGCGUGUUGGAGAAGAGGAACAUGGCGCUACAUACGUCAUUCAAUAGAAUGACCAUCGUCAUCUCAAAAGUCAAUUCUCAUUUACAGUCAGUCACUCUAGCGGGGUGUUCUCGUGGCAUUGCUCGGAGUAAUCUUCCAGUUGCAUUUAGUCUUUUCUGUGACUGCUUGGUGCAGCUGCACAACGUGUUUCGAGAUAUUUCGACUCAAUAUUCAGCUAAAAUGACACAAGAACAUCAGUUGCCAACAGUUGGGCAGAAACUCAAAACAACAGACGAAUGCAUGCUGUCAUCCCUAACCUCAGUUGUCAGCGCAACAGGAAAGAUAUCCCAGUUUGUCAGCAAAAACUUAGAGUUUUUCACUGGAGCCACGAGCUUUGGAACAAACAGUUCGAUGGUGAAUGAGCCACAUUCCACGUCGAGAGCUGUCGCAAGCUUCAGACAACAAGCUAGAGAAUACAUGGAAAAGAUAGCAAGGCCACCCCCGUUGUCUAUAUCGUACGAACUUGCUCUGAGAAGCAGUCAGGAUGCAGUCAGCUCGUCUGAGAGCAGAGAGUCUCUCGCACAGCAAAUAUCACAGAGCAGAGAACGAAUUGCAAAACUUGAACAAGACAAAGAAUACUGGAUGCUAGAGGCACAGCUAACCAAAAUCAAAUACGAGAAAGAGCAGAAGAAAUCCAUCGCAUUGGAAGAAGAGAUAAGCCGCUUGAAAGAUGAGUUGAGCUUAGGAGGAGCCCCUGUGCCUGUCCAGCUCUCGUCUCGACAGACAAACCAGAAGAUGAUGCUUCAGCCUGUGGUGGCUAAUAGACUGGCAUCUCCUCGUUUGGGUGGAGUGGAAGAGACUUCAGAGUCAGUUGAGUCGGAGCAAGACACAAGAGAAACGCUCAUCAAGAAUCAUUUUUCUAAUAGAAUCUCUGAGCUGACAAUGCAGCUACAACAUUCUGAUGCAAAAGCCGUCAAUUAUGAAGCUGAGUGUCGUGCACUUCACAAGCAUCUACACUUGAGUGAGAGAGCUAAAGACAAACUAGCUGCUGAGCUUGAAUUGUCACAAGAAAGAAUACAGAAAUUAGAGGACGAAUUGACGACGACUAGUCACAGCUAUGAUGCACAAUUGAGUAUGAUGAGUGAUCACCUGUGUGGAUUGAAUGACAAAUUGACAUCACAGCAGGAUGAGAUCGAUGUACUGAAAAUGAAAGGCGGCAAAAAGAAAAAAUAGAAUUUCAGGUUUUCAGGCAAGGAGACAAGCCUAAUUGUUUGAUAGACAAGGAAACCUUGUAAUUGUGUAAUUUUCAAUUUUUGUUUGCCGGUAAUACAAACAUGUUGAGGUA